GACUAGGACUCGUCACCUACCUUAGGUUAGGUAUCCGCCUACCUACCUAUUGUACGAACUACCUGCGCAUAUUAUUUAGAGGCGGCAUCCCCAAAUAGAAAAUAGAGACCAAGAUUUAGAAGAGUCGCAAUCAUGUCGAAAACUUCCCCAUCCAAGUCCUACCCAAUGGACAGCCCUUUCGGCAUAUCAAGAGCUCCAACUACGAUGACCCUCGAAGCUCCCCCGCCACCAUAUAGCCAAUGCCUAGACGAGGGCGAGGUCAAUCAAGGUCGGCGAGAUGUUCAUCUUAGGGUUAAUGUCAUCGAAGACGAUGGAUCAUCUAUCCGGUCCCGCAACUCCGACGCCCGUAGCUGUAGUCCUUCCAUCCGACGAAAUCCCAUAACGCCAUGCAACCCCUUCCCUCAAUCAUGGAGUUUAUAUCGCACAUUUCCGAUGAACAAAGUCCUGAUGGUCGGUGCGCAUGGUCGAGAGCCAAUAUACGCCGUAUCGCGACAUUCCGGAUGGUGGACAGGGAAGCCGGACCUUGUCCUACAUCGCGGACCGAGCGAAACAAUGACUCCAUUGGCAGUUGGUAUGGGAGGGGUUGGAAUAGGACGGCAUUCGAUUAUUGUGCUUACUCCACUACCUGGAUCGGGUCUCGAAUCGUCGCAAGAGCUUAUGAUACGGGUAGAAGAUGAUAAAGCAACAGACCGACCACAACAUGUACGGUUUCAAUUCGCCAUCGAAACAGGCAACGAGCUUAGCUCACAGAAGCGAGAGACUUUCGAAUGGCGACAUACAUGGGGCGAUGUUGUCGCGGCAUAUUUAGACGGCGCGAGAACUGGGUGGCAAUUGGUACGUCUAACCAAUGACCAAGAGGAUCAGGAAGAAAUCGAUGACAGUCCUUCGAUACCGGGGCCAAGAACAGAAGACGGGCUUGAGGUUGUAGCUGUAUGGGCGUACAGUAAGAUGAAUAUGUCGAAAGUCCUCAAGUUUCGAUACCUUGGCAGUGGGGCCACUGGCGUUUUGGGAUCUCGGUGGUCGAUCAUGGCGUCUAUGACGGCAUUAAGGAUGUUCCAACGGCAACAGAAGAACAAACACAAGGAUUGGUGAUUGUUGACGUUUCAUUGACUUUCCUAUGUUUCGAGCAAGCAAGCACGUUAUAUUUCCUAGGUGGCAUGGUUAUCAAAACAUUGCCUGUCAAUGCGACGCCCAUUUUGAUUUCAAGGGCCGUCGACAAUAGCAACAGGUGUACUGAAUAAACUCAACAUUUCCCUUGUAACUUUAAGGACGGGGGUUGGGGUGGAAUAGGUAAUUAUCAGAUGGUAGAAAGGCGUUAUAGCAUUGGAAAUGCUGUGUAUGGCCCGGGGCCAACUGCAGCUAUGGGAUGAGGCAUAUUUGAGGUUAUAAGCUGGGUAUGUUGUAAUUUAUUGCACUAGAGUAGAAACGGCGCAAAAUUUUCAUUUUACUUGCGGAUCGAUCGGAUUGUAGUGGUAUUCCGAGCAACUAAAUCCAGGAAUUAGCCACAGGCUUCAACAAAC
This is a messenger RNA of Hypoxylon trugodes, 1520 nucleotides long. RefSeq lists its product as uncharacterized. Lineage: Eukaryota; Fungi; Ascomycota; Sordariomycetes; Xylariales; Hypoxylaceae. The record is from RefSeq and is a predicted model, not a curated record. The transcript has a single exon. Bases 133 to 1092 code for a protein of 319 amino acids.